This is a messenger RNA of Dovyalis caffra, 1875 nucleotides long. The record is from the annotation of a GenBank genome assembly. Lineage: Eukaryota; Viridiplantae; Streptophyta; Magnoliopsida; Malpighiales; Salicaceae.
AUGGCUGAAGCUUGUAGAAUUAUUCUCAACACCACAUUUCUUCCUUCACUCUAUUCUCUCCACAAAACCCACAAAAAAGUCUCUUACUCACAGCCUUUCCUGCACAAAAGGCACACAAUUCAGUGUUCAAUUUCAACAAGCAGUGACACCAAAGCAGCAGCAAAAGCGGCCGAGACCCUGCCGUGGGGCUGUGACAUAGAUUCCUUGGAGAAUGCUGAGGCCCUUCAGAAAUGGUUGUCUGAGUCAGGGCUACCUUCUCAGAAAAUGGGCAUCCAAAAAGUGGAAGUGGGAGAGAGAGGUUUGGUUGCUUUAAAGAACAUUAGGAAGGGUGAAAUGUUGCUCUUCGUCCCUCCCUCCCUUGUCAUCACUGCUGACUCUGAGUGGAGCUGCCCUGAGGCAGGUGAAGUGUUAAAGCAGUACUCUGUACCAGAUUGGCCAUUGCUUGCAACCUAUCUGAUUAGUGAAGCAAGUUUUGAGAAAUCGUCAAGAUGGAGCAAUUACAUCUCGGCCCUACCUCGACAGCCCUAUUCUCUUCUGUACUGGACACGCGCGGAACUAGAUAGGUAUCUGGAAGCUUCACAAAUCAGAGAGCGUGCAAUUGAAAGGAUUACCAAUGUUAUUGGAACGUAUGCAUUAAUUUUCCCUCUUGACAGAUACAAUGAUUUAAGGCUCAGGAUAUUUUCCAAGUAUCCUCAUCUAUUUCCUGAAGAGGUGUUUAAUAUGGAGACUUUCAAGUGGUCGUUUGGCAUUCUCUUCUCUCGCUUGGUUCGUUUACCCUCAAUGGAUGGAAGAGUUGCGUUGGUUCCCUGGGCAGAUAUGCUGAAUCACAGUUGUGAGGUGGAGACCUUUUUGGAUUAUGAUAAAUCGUCUAAGGGAGUGGUCUUUACAACAGAUCGAUCAUACCAGCCAGGUGAGCAGGUUUUCAUAUCAUAUGGAAGGAAGUCCAAUGGAGAGCUGUUGCUAUCUUAUGGAUUUGUUCCAAGGGAGGGCACCAACCCUAAUGAUUCAGUGGAGUUGUCGUUGUCUCUGAAGAAAUCUGAUGAAUGUUAUAAAGAAAAGUUAGAAGCUAUGAAGAAGCAUGGUUUGUCAGCAUCGCAAUGUUUUCCUCUACAAGUCACUGGUUGGCCAUUGGAGUUAAUGGCAUAUGCUUAUCUAGUAGCCAGCCCUCCAAGCAUGAGCAGGCAGUUCGAAGAGAUGGCUGCUGCAGCAUCAAACAAGACAACCACCAACAAGAAUAAAACAUACCCUGAUAUCGAGGAACAAGCAUUGCAAUUCAUAUUGGAUAGUUGUGAGUCAAGCAUAUCAAAAUACACCAAAUUCUUGCAGGCAAGUGGAUCGAUGGAUUUGGAUGUGACAUCUCCUAAGCAACUUAACAGAAGACUGUUCCUGAAACAGCUAGCUGUGGACUUGUGCAACAGUGAACGCAGAAUACUAUUUCGUGCUCAAUAUGUGCAAAAGUUAAUCUUCUAUGUUAAAUUCUGUAUUGACAAGUUAAAAGGCAUCGAGCAACAGACGAUUACCAAUAUUGAAAUGUGGAAACAAAACAUUCAUCAGUCCUAUGCUUUUCAUCAAAACUCACUUGCUCCUAUCACUUGUUUUCGGCCCGGUCUUGUUUACACACGUAGAAGUAGAGAUGAGGCCUAUGUUGAUGCUUCUGCUCUUAUACCAGUUCCUGAAACAGUUUCGCUACUGUCAUCUUCUGUGUCUUCUUUGCCACCAGCUCCUGCCAUUGACCCACCACCACUAAGACGGUCAUCUCGCAACUCACAUCCUUCGAACAGGUAUGGUUAUUCUCCUGAGGGAUUUAAUAAUCAUAAAUCCAUGGUUGCUACUCUGUUUUCUAUUGCCAUACCAAGUUCCUACUCGAAGCUGUAA